UUGUAUAUAUAACGGCGUGGCUUUCUCAACGGCCAGCAGACUGUGGGUGCCUGACAGCUCGAUCGGGAAUUUCGUUUCUCUCUUAUCUGGGCAGCCCUGUCUCUCUCACUGGAGUCACCAUGAGUCAAGGCGACGUUCGUGAGACGAUGCUCCGAUACUGGGAGCACUUCGAUCCGAGCCUCGAGAGCAUGAUGCUGGACGCCCGCGCGCAGCUACUCAACGUAGAGGAAAGCGCGGAGAUCCUGUCGCACCUGCCCGACAUCUCGGGAAUGGACGUGCUCGAGCUGGGCUCCGGAAUCGGUCGUUUCACCGGCAAGUUGGCCACCCAGGCACGUCACGUGACGGCAGUAGACUUCAUACCUGCGUAUGUGGAGUCGAACCGCCAGAGGAACGGGCACCUAGACAAUGUCUCGUUCGUCCAGCUUGACGUCAUGAAACUUGACCUACCGGCACAGAGUUUCGACUUGGUGUUCAGCAACUGGCUCUACAUGUACCUGAGUGACGAGGAAUGCUUGCGAUUGCUCGAAAAAGAGAUCUCCUGGCUCAGGGACGGCGGUUUGCUCUUCCUCAGGGAAUCGUGCUUCAAGCCGUCUGGCGACGUGAAGCGGACAACCAAUCCCACUUUCUACAGGAGGCUGUCCGACUACUACAACAUGAUCAAGAAAGUCCCCAAUCCAGCCGGCGAUCCGAUUGAGUGCUUCGUCGUGGAAAAGGUGGCCAAUGUCAGGGCGUAUAUCAAGCACAAGCAGAACCCGUGCCAGGUGUGCUUCCUGGCCAAGAAGAUGCUCCGCAACGCGGUCAAGGACUUCAACAGCUUCCAGGAGUUCCUGGACCAACGGCAGUACUCGCGCAACGGAGUGCGCCUCUACGAGUGGAUUUUCGGGAACACCUUCGUCAGCACGGGUGGACUAUCCACCACUGAGUGGGGCGUGAAGAAAGCCGGCGUCAAGGAUGGCGACCGCAUCCUGGACGUAGGCUGCGGCGUCGGAGGCCACGACUUCUACAUGGCCGAGAAGUACGACGUGCGGAUCGUGGCAGUGGACCUUUCCGUCAACAUGAUGUCCAUAGCGCUCGAACACUUCGCCCAGAGGCCCCACCUCGCAGACAAGAUCCAGUUCAAGAUGUCUGACGUCACGAAAUCGGAGUUCCCCGAAGCCAGCUUCGACCUCAUCUACAGCAGAGACGCUCUUCUCCACAUCGCCGACAAAGACACACUUUUUGCGCUCUUCCAUAAAUGGUUGGCACCGGGAGGUAGGAUAUUCUUCACCGACUACUGCCGCGGAGACAAGGAGGACUACUCGGAAGAAUUCAAGAAAUACGUGGCUCAGCGGCAAUACAACCUUCUCACCGUCUCCCAAUACGGACAGCUCCUGGAAAGGGCGGGGUUCGUGAACGUUCAGGCCGAGGACAUCAGCGAAGAAACCGUAGGGAACCUCCGACGGGAGCUGGAAAGGCUCGAGAGCAGCAAGGACGACUUUCUCAAGGAAUUCUCGGCCGACGACUUCAACUACUUGAAGCAGGGUUGGGAGGCAAAGAUCAAGCGUGGUGCCGACGGAGACCAGGCGUGGUGUGCCUGCUAUGCUGAGAAGAGCAAGUAGCAGCAGGUGCCGCUCUAAAAAGCGAGAGAAUCACACAUGGCCUCCCGCUUUUGACAAGAGUCUCGUUUAGAAUAAGUCGUCUUCAUUUGACGGCUCUUUGUCAGGACGUCGAUCUCUCAUAGGCCAAUAGAACAUCAGCAAUAUAUAUAUAUAUAUAUAUUAGUGGCACUUGCAGCCCGUUCAUGGAAGAUUUACCAACCCACCUUCAAGCUCAGCCAUCAAGUCACCUCAAUUACUAAAGUAGUGGCAGUAAGGCGCUCUUGUACAUUGUCAAUGCCAGUUCAAAUCGGCGCCACAGUGUAGGCGCAACUAAUUACUUCGCACACAUGAUGGCUUAACUAUGCAUGUUAUUGCGCUAAACUUAUUUUUCCAAGUUAUCUCGUGUACUUUUUUCUGCUUCGUCAUUAAAAUUUUGUUCCCCGGUGAUCUGACAUUAGAAUACAAUUUUGGCUUAUUUCUAUAUUGUUCUUGCUCAAAUUUAGAAACAAGAUAACUUUUUUUUUGAAAAUAAAACACUCUUAACAACUGUCUUGCUAAUUGUGUGCUGCAUG
Molecule: messenger RNA, 2149 nt
Organism: Dermacentor silvarum
Lineage: Eukaryota; Metazoa; Arthropoda; Arachnida; Ixodida; Ixodidae
Exons: 12
Coding region: 120-1598 (492 amino acids)
Source: RefSeq, a predicted model, not a curated record